Debaryomyces tyrocola is the source of this 432-nucleotide messenger RNA. Lineage: Eukaryota; Fungi; Ascomycota; Pichiomycetes; Serinales; Debaryomycetaceae. The record is from the annotation of a GenBank genome assembly.
AUGGUUUCGGUUCCAGAAUUAAAAAACGUAUGUUGAAGACAUGUAUUCACCAACUCCCAGAAGCAAAUAAAUUACUAACUAAUAGUAUAUGGAUAAAAAGUUAUCGAUUCAGCUAAAUGGAUCAAGGAAGGUAACUGGAACAUUAAGAGGAUAUGACGUAUGUAUUUACAAUUGAACAAGCUGUAUUCAAGUAGUGGUACUAACGAAGAAGGUAUUUUUAAACAUAACUUUAGAUGAAGCGUUGGAAGAACAGAAGAAUGGAGAUAAAUUAAAUAUUGGAACCAUUGUAAGUAGCUUUUAAUCGAGCACUGUGAUAACCCAGUGGUAAGGAUCCAAAGUGGAUACUAACAAAUAUAGGUCAUAAGAGGAAAUUCGAUCGUUUCUAUGGAAGUAAGUAUACGAAAUAUUUUGAAGUAUAAAAGUACAUACUAA